Volvox carteri f. nagariensis is the source of this 1410-nucleotide messenger RNA. RefSeq lists its product as uncharacterized. The record is from RefSeq and is a predicted model, not a curated record. Lineage: Eukaryota; Viridiplantae; Chlorophyta; Chlorophyceae; Chlamydomonadales; Volvocaceae. The transcript is spliced from 3 exons. Bases 1 to 1410 code for a protein of 469 amino acids.
AUGGAGGAUUCAGAAACUCGCACGUCAACUUCGCAAACAUGUACUCACAAACAUGGGCCAGGAAUUCGUUUAGCUGCGCUCGUGUUAUUACUUGUUGCCAGCCAGCAGUCUGCUGGGGUCCGGGCAGUCAGCCGGCUAAGCCGAAAGCUUACGACGGCGGUGCCGGUGGGGAUUGGUCCCAAUUCGAACGUUUAUCGCAAAGCCGAAGCGUACCUGGACGGCUUGUUCGCUGACUACGGGACGGCAAAGGCGACGCUUGGCGCCGAAAACUUCAAGAAGAGCAACGUUCUUGUCGUUUAUGUGUGCUAUGACCGUGCCAACCUAAUUCGGUCUACUCUGACUUCGUUGCUGAUGAGCCAGGGCCUGGAGGAAUACGACCUGAUGAUUUCGCAGGAUGGCCUUGGGGGCCCUGGGACUCCGUAUGUCCUCGAUGUCGAGGUCCAGGAGACGCUUAACGCCUUAUACGUCCAUCAUGAAGUCAAUCUCUGCACAGGCCUUCACCACUACUUUGUUAAGAGAUUUGCGUUUGACAUCAUGGGUUACGAAUAUCUGCUUGUUGUUGAGGAGGACAACGCGCUGCACUACCAGGCGCUGCAGAAGCGCCUGCGCUACCUUGCACAUCUGAUUUGCACGCAGUUCCUGAAAAGCAUGUUGGAUUUGUCGCUGGAGGAGAAGGAAAUCGGGCUUGUCAGCCUCACCGAAUUGGAUAACUCACUGCUCGUGGACGAGUCCCGAUACAACAGUGCCGUCCUGCGUGCUGCUGUUCAGGAUGGUCACCUUUGGGUGUUUGGGGUCCACAAGUCGCGGUACGAUGCAGUUAGCAAGCACCUGUACGACUACUACAAGGUCAUCAAAGGGCACGACUACUCUCUUGCGCAUGCUCCACCACUGCACGACGCGAUUCGCGCCCUGCAUAAGGAAAAGGGUUUCCCGGAGGGCAUUCCCCUGUCUCAAGACGCGUUCUUCGUGCACAGCCUUCUGAUGGAGGGUUACAGCAGGCGCUACCUUUCACUCGUGCGCCUGACACAGCCCAUGGGCUGGAUGGGUCUGCAUCUCAAGCAGGACCCAGCCCAAUUUUAUAUGAAGUAUGGUCAAGGCAUGUAUGAAGGUACCAUUGCGGCUAAGGCGUUUGAGGUUGCCAAAAAUCCGGAGGAGCUCGAAGAGCUAAAGAAGGACGCAGCCGCGCGCCUGGACGUAAUCUACCAGCAAUAUCUUGGCCGUGCAGUUGAGCUUCCGACGUCUGACAGCGUUGUGCUACGCCUUGUGGUUGGCAGGAUGAAUGGAGUGGAACUGGUGCGCGACAUUUUGAACUCUGCAGAACAUCGUCGCCGGAUGAAGGUGAUGGUGGGGACCCGAGGGAGGAGGCCGAAACGACAGCAACCAGAAGCGCCCAGCCCCGCCAUUGGCUAA